This is a messenger RNA of Lachancea sp. 'fantastica', 471 nucleotides long. The record is from the annotation of a GenBank genome assembly. Lineage: Eukaryota; Fungi; Ascomycota; Saccharomycetes; Saccharomycetales; Saccharomycetaceae.
AUGCUGCAAGGUAAAAACAUCCAAGAUGUGCUACAAAAGACUUUGAAACCGGUGUCGACCAUUGGUUCGGAUCAUGGUCCUUUGUAUUCGUCGAUACUUCUCUCGGGGAUUAAUGGGAGUAUAAUAUCAUAUGCCAACAGCGAAGAGACUCCCACGUCGUACAACAAGUCCGGAAAUAACUUGAAAAUGAUGGCGUUGCUGAUACGUGACAAAUGGAACGAGGACCAGUCGGACCAGAGCGCCCAGAAGACUUCCAGCUGCUACGCGUGGGAAUUGGACAAUGGGUCUGCUUCAACGCAUAUCUACACAUAUGAGCUCGAAGACCUGCAUGCCUGUGUGGCGCAGAUCCCACGCAGCGAUCUGCUGUUGCUAUUUGUCGCCGGCGGCGAAUAUCCGUAUGGGUUGGAGGUGUUGAAGAUGAAGUUUGCAUUGAAGUCGUUUUCGAGCAUGUACGAUUACAAACUCAACUAG